AUGGAGGUGGUGGGGGGCUCCAAUGGGUUUGUCGGGCGUAAUGUCGUUUUCCGACCGAUUCACUUCGAGCGGUACCGGAAGCCUGCUGUCGUCAGCUACCCGCGGCAUGCGGUUGUGUUAAAUCCCCACCACACCCGCGAGGCCGCGCGGGAAGUGAGGGCGCACGACCACGCCGACGAGGCCUCGUCUGGCGAAAGUGAAGCUUCAGGCAACGGCGACGCUGACGCUGACGACGAUGACCCGCUCCGUCUCGAGGAGGAACUGAUGCUCUGCCGCAAUGCGCAGCUGCGUCACUUGCUGCACCUGCGCUGGCGCGAGGUUGGGCCUAGCGGCUGCGGGCUGCUUAACAUGGGCAACACGUGCUUUGUCAACAGUGUCUUGCAAGCCGUGGCGUACACACCGGCGCUUGCGCAGUAUUUCGCUGGUAAUUUUAAGACACCAUGUUCACAUGCGGUGGGUGCCUCCUACGACUACGCGUACGCCUUGGGGGAGACUGUACGGAAGAUUCACACCCCAUCCAACCGGCCGUAUCGCGCAGGCCUCAUUGUCUCUCACCUUAAAAGCCUCUCUCCCCACUUUAGGCCUGGCCGACAGGGCGAUGCCCACGAGUUUGCGGUGCACCUCUUGCACGCUUGCCACCGAUCUAUUCUAUUUCGCCAGGUUGGCUCACGAAAGGUUAGCCCGCACAUUGAGCAGACGAACGCAUUGCAGCGCAUCAUUGGUGGGUAUCUUCGCUCCGUGGUGGCGUGGAGCCGGCAGGAAGAAAUUCAUCGUCUUGCAAAGGCAGGCAAAGUGCAGGAAGCGGCAGAUUUAAAGCUAAGUGGCCGUGGCCACAGCAGCGAUGCGUUGGUCUCUAAUACCUACGAUCCCUUUAUCACCCUCAGCGUGGAGGUGGUGGGGCAAACACUGCAUCACUGCCUGGCAAAACUCUGCCAGGAGGAACGGUUGGACGGGCAUUCCUACAUCAGCCCGCGCGGAGUGGGCGUGAGGGCAACGAAACGUUUCCAGCUUCACAAGCUUCCACCUGUCCUCAUUAUUCACAUGAAACGUUUUAACUGCAUGGGUGCGAAAAUAAGUAGGCACGUCCAGUACCCAAAGCAACUCAAUUUGGUCCCUUUUUGUACCGCGGAAGGGAUUGCAAAGGCAGCGGCUCGUCGUGCUGCGGGUGAAGAUGCACAGGAGCAUUCAUGCCUGUAUGAACUCAAUGCCAUUUGCAUCCAUGAGGGCAACUCACUCGCCUAUGGCCACUAUUGCUCUGUUGUGCGCUCCCGUAAUGGAAUGUGGCUUUUAUGCGACGACGAAAGCGUCUCUUACUGCGAUGAGGAGCGUGCGCUUCGGCAACAGGCCUAUAUGCUAUUUUACUCUCGUAUCGAGCCACCCUCGUCGGGUGCAGUGAGAACGCGGAAGGAGGACACCCGUGCGUCGCAGCUGUUGAGCAGGCGCCACACGACGACAACGACGGAGGCGGCAUGGACACUCACGACGUCGAUGCUGUCGGAGUCCGUGCGGGAAGGCGCCGAAAAGGAGGAUGUGGGCCGCCCGUUGAGUGAGGCGGAGGUCGCGCGGGUGAUGCAGGAGAAGGCGGCCGCCACGCGGCAGCAGCUACUAGAGGCAGCAAGAAAGGAGCAGCCUCCACACCACGGGCACUCCAAUGGGCGGCGUGAGACCUCCCCUGCCGCUUCCUCGGCCUCCCCCGAUGAGAAUGACGAGGCGCGGCAGCUGCGGAGGGGCGUCGACGCCGCUAAGGGCAUCGUUGCGUCCCUUCCUGCCACGGCCAAACAGGAGUUGCCUGCUUCGCAGAAUGGGCAUUGCAGCUCACGCUACGGCGGCAUCAUAAAGGCCAUUCGACGCACCGCCCCGCCUGCGCUGGUUGCAGCAGCCGCGACAAGAGCCGAAACGCCGGCGGCGGGUGACACCGCGGAGACGCAGCAGGAGGCGGAUGCAGUCGUCGGGCCCAAGGCGGCGGCGGUGGUGCAGGGGAUGAAGCAGCAGUCCGUGCCUGGCACGGUUGCCCGGCCCCGACACGCGCCAAAGUUCCGCCAGCAGGUGCGGGAUCCGAUGUGGGAGAGUGAAAUGGACCGUGGACGGCUGAAGCGGGUGCGGGCAAGGCGUGAGGAGUACGUCGGCGAAAAUAAGUUCCAGAAGGCAGAGAUUGCGUUUGACAGCCGCGGUCGCCGCCACCGCGGUGCGUGA
Molecule: messenger RNA, 2193 nt
Organism: Trypanosoma conorhini
Lineage: Eukaryota; Euglenozoa; Kinetoplastea; Trypanosomatida; Trypanosomatidae
Product: putative ubiquitin hydrolase
Exons: 1
Coding region: 1-2193 (730 amino acids)
Biological process (GO): protein deubiquitination
Cellular component (GO): cytosol; nucleus
Molecular function (GO): cysteine-type endopeptidase activity; cysteine-type deubiquitinase activity
Source: RefSeq, a predicted model, not a curated record